Messenger RNA from Oryza sativa Japonica Group (Japanese rice), 4596 nucleotides. RefSeq names its product ABC transporter C family member 8-like. Gene Ontology annotation, cellular component: membrane. Lineage: Eukaryota; Viridiplantae; Streptophyta; Magnoliopsida; Poales; Poaceae. Gene Ontology annotation, molecular function: ATP binding; ATP hydrolysis activity; ABC-type transporter activity. The record is from RefSeq and is a predicted model, not a curated record. Gene Ontology annotation, biological process: transmembrane transport.
AAUAAUCUCAUAUACCAAUAGUUCAUCACAAAAUAACAAUCAAACACGCUUUGGUUUUACACAUAUAUUUUGGAAAAAACAAAACAUGAAAUAUUCUUAAUACUUUUGAAUGGAGGGACUAAUUACCAGCUAUCAGUCUCCUAGAGGAAAAAAAUGAUUAUUUGAUGUUAUAGAGAUUACCACUUUGAUUAUGCAUGUGAUUUGCCAUUUUACAGAUUAUCUCUUUUACGCAUGAUCCGACCCAAAAUCUGAGGUGAAAGCGAUGGAGAGGAGUACGUUCUCUGAGCUUCAUCAAGCAAAUUCCGCCAUAAAAAACCGCGCGGCGCCACGUCGCGCGCGUCAUUGGCAACAACUGGGCUCGGCAAUGGCCGGCCGGAGCGGCGAGAACGGCGGCGCCGGCGGCGGCGACCUGUCGGAGCCUCUGCUCGGCAAGGAGGCGCCUCGCCGGUACUCGGAGCUGUACGGCGCCGGCGUGCUCAGCCGGCUGUCCUUCUCGUGGCUGAACCCGCUGCUCCGCCUCGGCCGCUCCAAGGCGCUCGACCUCGCCGACGUCCCGCUCAUCGCCUCCGAGGACGGCGCGGCGCGCGCGUCGGAGAGGUUCGCCGAGGCAUGGAGCCUCCACGGCCAUGGCAAGGACGGCGGCGGUGGCGGCCGCCUCGUCGGCGUGCUGCUCAGGUGCUUCCUCGGGGAGAUCAUGCUCACCGGCUUCUACGCGCUCGUCAAGACGCUGGCCAUCGCCGUGUCGUGGUACAGCAGCCACAAGGCAGAGGAGGAGGAGCGCCGGGACCUCGCCGCCGCCGGCGCAUCGGCGGCGGUGGCGCUGGUCGGCUCGCUGCUGGCGAUCAAGCUCGCCGAGUCGCUGUCGCAGCGGCACUGGUUCUUCAGCUCGCGGCGGACGGGGAUGCGCGUCCGGUCGGCGCUGAUGGCGGCCGUGUUCCGGAAGCAGCUCCGGCUGUCGGCGCGCGCGCGGCGGCGCCACUCCGCCGGCGAGGUCGUCGGCUACGUCGCCGUCGACGCGUACCGCCUCGGCGACGCCGUCAGCUGGCUCCACACGUCGUGGAGCUCGCCGCUGCAGCUCGCCCUCGCCGUCGCCACCCUCCUCUGGGCGCUCCGCCUCGGCGCGCUCCCGGGCCUCGUGCCCCUCGUCGCCUUCGGCUUCCUCAACGUGCCGUUCGCCAGGGCCCUCCAGGGCUACCAGUCCAGGUUCAUGGCGGCGCAGGACGGCCGGCUCCGGUCGACGUCGGAGGCCCUCGCCGGCAUGAGGGCCAUCAAGCUCCAGUCAUGGGAGGGCGCGUUCCGGCGAGCCGUCGAGUCGCGCCUCGGCGGCGAGUUCGCGUGGCUGAGGGAGGCGCAGCUGAAGAAGGCCUACGGCGCCGUGCUCUACUGGGCGGCGCCCACCGUGGUGUCCGCCGUCAUGUUCGCCGCCACGGCCGCCGCCGGCAGCGCGCCGCUCGACGCCGGCACGGUGUUCACCGCGCUCGCCGCGCUCAGGGCCAUGUCGGAGCCGGUGAGGAUGCUGCCGGAGGCCAUGACGAUGAUGAUCCAGUACAAGGUGUCGCUGGAACGCAUCGGGAGGUUCCUCGCCGAGGAGGAGAUCAAACAGGACGACGUGACGAGAGCGGCGACGACGACGACGACGACGAAGAAUUCGGAUGCGGGAAUCAUCCAUGUCCAGGAUGGAAGCUUCAGCUGGAGUGGGAGUGAAGCUGAGCUGACACUGAAGAAUGCUCACCUCAGCAUUCGCAGAGGGGAGAAGGUGGCAGUUUGUGGCCCGGUUGGCUCAGGGAAAUCUUCACUCCUCUGUGCAUUGCUUGGGGAGAUACCUAGAACAUCAGGAAUGGUGGAGUUGUAUGGCACAGUGGCGUAUGUUUCCCAGAACUCAUGGAUGAGUGGCACUGUUCGCGACAACAUCCUCUUCGGGAAGCCCUUCGAGAACUUCGACCAUGGAGACCUGACAGAGAUCGGCCAGAGAGGAAUCAACAUGAGCGGUGGUCAGAAGCAGAGGAUUCAGCUGGCCAGAGCCGUGUACAGUGAUGCAGAUGUGUACCUCCUAGAUGAUCCUUUCAGCGCGGUCGAUGCGCACACCGCUGCGGUUCUGUUCUAUGUAAGAGUGGCAAUGUUCUUGCUGGAUUGUGUAAUGACAGCACUUUCAGAGAAGACUGUAGUUCUUGUGACUCACCAGGUUGAAUUUCUCACCGAGACUGAUCGGAUUCUGGUAAUGGAAGAUGGUUAUGUCAAACAACAAGGUGUUUACGCAGAGCUAAUGGAAUCCGGGACAGCAUUUGAGAAGCUUGUCUCAGCUCACAAGUCCUCAAUCACAGCAUUGGAUGAUUCCAGCCAGCAAAGCCAAGUCCAGGAGCAAAAUGUGACUGAUGAAAAUACAUCAGGACAACCUUCUGCAAAAUACAUCAGUGAUAUUGAUUCAAUCUCUGCAAAAGGCCAACCUUCUGCAACCCAGCUCACAGAAGAGGAAGAAAAGGAGAUUGGAGACCUUGGAUGGAAGCCAUAUAAGGACUACAUCAAUGUGUCCAAGGGAAUCACACAUCUCUGUGUGAUGGGUGUUACUCAGGUGCUCUUCACAUCCUUCCAGAUGAUGGCCACAUUCUGGCUGGCAGUGGCUGUCCAGAUGAACGUCAGUAGUGCUCUCCUGGUAGGGGCAUAUUCAGGGCUGUCCAUCUUGAGCUGCUGCUUUGCCUAUAUCAGAACCCUUUAUGCAGCUAAGUUGGGGCUCAAGGCCUCCAAAGCAUUCUUUACCGGCCUAAUGGAUUCUGUGUUCAAGGCCCCCAUGUCUUUCUUUGAUUCAACACCGGUUGGAAGAAUCUUGACAAGGGCAUCUUCAGAUUUAAGCAUCCUGGACUUUGACAUACCUUACUCCGUGGCUUAUGUCGUCGUUGGCGCUAGUGAGCUCAUCACAACAAUACUGGUUACAGGGGCUGUAACUUGGCAAGUUCUAAUUGUAGCAAUCCCAGUUACAAUUACUGUGGCAUAUGUUCAGAGGCACUACGUGGCCUCAGCAAGAGAUCUAGCAAGAAUCAAUGGAACAACAAAGGCACCAGUCAUGAACUAUGCGGCGGAAUCAAUUCUUGCUGUGGUGACCAUCAGGUCUUUUGGGGAAACAGACAGGUUCAUCCGCAAUAACCUACUUCUUAUCGAUACCGACGCGACAUUGUUCUUCCACACAGUUGCGGCGCAAGAGUGGGUUCUCAUAAGAGUAGAAGCACUGCAGAGCCUGACACUACUAACAGCAGCACUGCUCCUUGUUUUGGCUCCUCCAGGAGCAGUCUCACCAGGCUUUGCGGGUCUCAGCCUCUCCUUUGCUUUGUCGCUGACAGCAGUUCAGGUUUUCCUGACAAAGUUCUACUCCUACAUGGAAAACUAUAUUAUUUCAGUUGAGAGAAUAAAGCAGUAUAUGCACCUUCCACCAGAGCCUCCAGCCAUUAUACCAGAGAAUAGGGCUCCAAGUUCAUGGCCACAGGAGGGACAAAUUGACCUGCAAGAUCUCAAGGUCAGAUACCGCCCAAACAUGCCUCUUGUCCUCAAAGGAAUCACUUGCACAUUUCCUGCUGGAAACAAAAUUGGGGUUGUAGGGAGAACGGGAAGUGGGAAAUCGACACUCAUCAGCUCAUUGUUCCGCCUCGUUGAUCCUGCGGGUGGGAGGAUACUCAUUGACAACUUGGAUAUCAGCUCUAUUGGUCUCAAGGAUCUAAGAACAAAACUGAGCAUUAUCCCCCAAGAACCUACACUUUUCAGAGGAACUGUGCGCAACAACUUGGAUCCUCUUGGUCUGCAUUCCGAUGAAGAGAUAUGGGAGGCCUUGGAGAAGUGUCAACUACAGACAGCCAUUCGCAGCACACCUGCUCUUCUUGAUACAGUAGUGAGUGAUGAUGGCAGUAACUGGAGUGUUGGGCAGCGGCAGCUCUUCUGUCUUGGCAGAGUUCUCCUCCGUAGGAACAAGAUUCUUGUGUUAGAUGAAGCAACGGCAUCCAUCGACUCCGCAACUGAUGCAAUCAUUCAGAGGGUCAUCAGGCAGCAAUUCUCAAGUUGCACUGUGGUAACUAUCGCUCACAGGGUUCCAACUGUAACAGACAGUGACAAGGUCAUGGUACUUUCAUAUGGGAAGCUUAUAGAAUAUGACACGCCCGCCAAGUUGUUGGAAGAUAAACAAACAGCCUUUGCUAAACUUGUGGCUGAAUAUUGGGCUAAUUCCAAGCGGAAUGCAACAUGAUUCUACCGUUCAUUGUCAGAGCACGAUAAAGAAGAUGAGUAAUUCAAUCAUGAAAUACUCCCUCCGUUUCACAAUAUAAGACCUUCUAGCAUUGCCUAUAUUCAGAUUCAUUAACAUCUAUAUGAAUAUGGGCAAUGCUAGAAAGCCUUACAUUGUGAAACAGAGGAAGUAGAAGACUGGUAGAAGGGCCUUAUCACACUCCUUUAGUGGUUUGUGGAAUUAGAAAGACAUCAACAAAAACAUUUUCUUGUCAGUGAGACAGAAUUUUGAUCCCAAGAUCGGUGCUUGAUGCCUUGCACAGUACAACAAUAUGCAAAUUCUUUGCACGUUAGUUAUUUCAGCAGAUGCGGGGGAGACGGAGAAUUCAAUUA